Molecule: messenger RNA, 5363 nt
Organism: Phalaenopsis equestris
Lineage: Eukaryota; Viridiplantae; Streptophyta; Magnoliopsida; Asparagales; Orchidaceae
Exons: 11
Coding region: 337-5130 (1597 amino acids)
Molecular function (GO): protein binding
Source: RefSeq, a predicted model, not a curated record
UUGUUAUCGUUUCCCCCAUUUCCUUGUCAUAAUCUCUCUCCUCCGUGAUUACGAGCCCUCUGAUGCUGUAGCCGAGUUCUUUCGCCCUCGAGUCGUCGUCGCACGCUCUGGCUCUCGCUUGCGCUCGUGUUCGCCGGCUUCGAAUCUGAAACCCUACCUCUUUCGCCGGAAGUCUCCGGCCGGCCGUUGAUAUUGCGGUCUUUUUGCGAUUUUACUGUCGAACUGGAAGUUCCUAUCUAGCGGCGGUAGAUCUUUCUCAUCCUCUGUCUUUGGGGCGAUCGGGAACCUUAAUUUGGUUCCGCUUCUUCCGACGAUCGGCGGUCUUCUGUUGCUUUCAUGGCGGAACGAAAGUUAGAUCUGGCGCGUAUUAUGCAGACGAAGCCUAACCCUGAGGCUUGGGGCGGCAAAGGUGAUGCCACUGGAAUGGUUGAUGACGAAAAGGGUCUCAUGGGCUCUCUUGAUGACUCAAAAGAUCAACUGACUUCUGAGAAUAGUUUCCCUUUAUCUCCUCAGUGGCUGUAUUCUAAAAAUUCUGAUAGCAAGGUUGGCAAUUCUGCUGCAUCUGGGGAUACUCGCCUGCCAAAUUCCCUCUCUUAUGGAUCAUCUGCAGACUCUGUGCAGAAAGAGCCUUGGCGUCCUGAUGGGCCUCCAGACAAAAAGGAUUGGAGAAGGGCUGUUCCUGAUGUUGAAAAUAGUCGACGUUGGCGUGAUGAGGAAAGAGAGACUGGUUCGCUUGGUAGGAGAGAUCGUAAGAAAGAAGGUGAUCGAGAAACUGAUCACCGAAAAAAUGACCGCCGCUCCGAAAUUGCUUCCGCAAGAGAUUCUGGUGAAUCUAGGACUCUGCCGUCCUCUGAUAGAUGGCAUGAAGUGACGGGUCGUAGCACUGGCCUUGAGAACCGGCGUGAUAGUAAGUGGUCAUCACGAUGGGGGCCAGAGGAGAAGGAGACACGCACUGACAGAAAAAUAGAUGGCGACAAGGAGGACCAAAUUGCUGAAAAGCAAACAUUUCUUAGUAGCAAUCGGCCAUCUGAAUCUGAAACACGUGAUAAGUGGAGGCCACGACAUCGUCUGGAGAUCCAUUCCGGUGCUUCAACAGUUUAUCGUGCUGCUCCAGGAUUUGGAUUAGAUAGAGGACGGUCAGAAGCUUCGCAGGUUGGGUUUGCUCUUGGAAGGGGCAGGGGAAGCCUUCUGGGAGGCUUAUCCCAGCACAGGACAUCUUCAGCUGGACCUAUUGGUGCUGCACCUUUAAGCAGGAGUUAUGCUGACCAAGGGAGAUCUGGUUUAUUUGCAGAGCUGUUUCGCUACCCAAGGGGUAAACUUCUUGACAUUUAUAGGAAACAGAAGAUGCUGCCUGAUUUUGAAAUUGUUCCUGAUGGUUUUGAUACUCCUCCUAUGACACAAUCAAAGUCUAUGACACCAUUGGCAUUCGUCUCACCGGAUCCUACUGAGGAGUCUCUUUUAGAAGAUAUAUCAAAAGGAAAGGUCACUGGAAGUGAAGUGUUGUACAGUACAAGCAGAGAGCAGAAAGCAAACGUUGACUACAGUGAGAUAGAGGCUACGUCUUAUCCUAUUCUUUCUGCUGCUGAUGCUUCCACCGAAGGUAUUGUUUCUGGAGUUACAUUGAACCCUUCAUUCAGUGAUACAAAAUUUGAUGCUGAGAUUUGCAAAGUUUCAGAUCAUUUUGCGGCGGGGAAUUAUAAACUGGGGCCAAAGCAGCACCUUGAUGAGAAGGAUGCUGGAACAAUGUCAGCUGCUCCUUACGAUAUUAGCAUUAAACUACCUGAUGAUUCAAUUUCUUUGUUCGAGUCUUCUUUUGCUGAGGAAAUUCCAAUAAAUAAGGGAGAUAAACACGAGAGUACUGAAGUGAAACAUCUGGAGCUGGCCUCCCAUGAAGAAUGGAGUUUGUUCUAUCAAGAUCCUCAAGGAGACAUUCAGGGACCAUUUUUGGGUGUUGAUAUAAUUUCCUGGUUUGAGCAGGGUUUUUUCGGUUUGGAUUUACCUGUUUGUUUAUCUGAUGCUCCAGAAGGUACCCCAUUCCGGCCUUUAGGUGAAGUGAUGCCACACUUAAAAUUUAGGUUUAAUUCCACCAUGGAAGUUUAUUCUGAGGAGCUGUGUGAUCCUUUUUUGGAUACCUCAAAUGAUAAAUUUGAGGUCAUCGGCUCACUGGCUUCUAAUUUUGUUGACCAAAGUUUGAAAACAGCUGCGCCUGUCUCUGAUUCAAUGGUCAGUCAUGAAUGUCAACCUAGUGUCUUAGAUGUAAGAGGCUACAUGGAAACUCCUCCAACUGGGAGGACACUGGUUUCUGAGCUUGAAGCUUCUGCCACUAUUCCAGCUUCUGAAAGUCAUACCCUUCAUGAUUUUCCAGGACAAGAUACUGAAGAGGUUCUAUAUACUGGAAGGUGCAUGAAUGAAGUUGAGAAAUCUCUAGAGAUGACAGCUAAUGAUGAAUCUAAUUCCUCUUGCGCUAAUCUUGGUCAUCAAUUUCUGUCCAGUGAAAUUGGGCAACCUCACAUGUCUAGUCAUAAAAAUCAUAGUGACAAUGAUAUUAAUCCGCUUGGAUUGCUGUGGUCUGAGUUGGAAGGUUCACAUUCUCGGCAGCCCAUAUCAUCCACUAUGGCUGGUAUAGAUGACCCCAUCCGAAAUCUUAACCCUUCGGUAUUAGACCCCCUACUCUACAUGCAUAAGCAGGACCAGUUUAAUCCAUCUAGUAACCAAGCUUUUCCACCAGACGCAUGGCCUAGCGCUUCCAUCCAAAGCAACAGGUCAAAUAAAAUUCAAGAUGGAAUUGAUGCAGCUCAUUUUCCACAUUUUGAAGAUGAGUUUAGCCACCUCAGUAUUCAAGACCAGCUACUGCUUCAUCAGCUUCAAAAACAGCAACUUCAGGAACAUCUUCCUUCUCAUCAACACAUGCAUUUAGGCGAAUCAUUUGUGGUGCCAGAGCAGGGUUCUCUGCACCACAGAGCUAACAAUCAAUCCAUGCUUGAUAUUGAGCAUCUAAUUAAACUGCAGCAGCUUCAAGAACAGCAGCAUCAUCUUCAGCGUUUACAUGAGCAGCAGCAACUGCAGCAACAACAGCAACAAUUGCAGCAGCAACAACUUUAUCAACAAAUGCAACUGCUGAAGCAGCAGCAACAACAAGAGCAACAACAACAGUUACUGAUCGAGCAUAUGCUGCAGCGGCAAGCGCGCGAGGCACUUCUACGGGAUGGCUCCCUCGAUCAGAUAUUACUUCGACAGCACAUUGCACGAGAGUUGGAACAUCAGCCUCAUCAUUUCCAACGGAAUCAGGAUCUAGUGUUAGAGCAGUUUUUGAAAGCAAAACUUGGCCAAAAUCUUCACCAUGAGCAACACAAUGAUUUGUUGGAUGUCCUUUCUCGUCAGAAGCAUAUGUCUACACUCUCUUUGGAAGAGCAAAUUUUCUUGAGACUUCAGCAAGAGCAGUUGCAGGCAAGGCAGUUAUCUCUUGCUUCUAGGCAUAAGCGAGGCAUGGAAGAGGACAGGCAUGUUGGCAAUGUCUGGUCUGUUGACGAAUCGGGUCAGUUCAUGAGAACAGCUGCUAGUGCUCAGCACCCUCAUUUAAACAGGCUUAACCAGAUGGAUUAUAUUCAAUCCCUGCAGCCGCCUUCGCCAUUUGAGCAGGCAGGCUUACUUGAGCAGAACCUCAUGCUACAUGAGCGGAUGCAGCAGAAUCCUUACGAAAGAAAUACACAUCCUUUCGAUAGUUCAAUUCAUAUGUCUCGUAGCCCUCCUGAGCCAAAUGCAGAUGUUUUAAACGUGAUAGCACGGCUGCAGGGGUUGGACAUAGCAGAAAUCCGUGGUCACAUGCAUCCUCCAGUUCAAUCAAGGCAGUUCCAUCCUGUUAAUCCUCAUGAUCAUCACAUCUCAAAUCAAUUAUUUAGGCCUCGUUUGGAUGUGAUUGAUGGCCAAUGGGCCGACUCGAACGGGCAGCAGCGUCCUAAUAAUUUGGUAGAAGCACAGUUAAAUCAGCUUCAUUAUGAAGCUGAGAGACAGAAGCGGGAUUUGAGGGGAAGUCUGUAUAACAUGGAAUCAACUUCAUGGGCAGCACUUGCUGGAAAUGAGAACAUAAAGCACGGAAUAGAUGAUUUUUUCCAGCAGCAAUUGGUUCUCCAACCUUCUCAGCCUUUGGAGUUACUUGAUACUACCGCUCCAUCCUUUGAAGAUAGGGACCCCAACUGGUUCACAAACCCUUCAUUGGAUAAUUCUUUUGCUGAGGGUUCCAAUUUAAAUAAGGUGUUUAUGCAGCAGGAUGUAGUGGGGAAUCCUAGUGUCGAAAUAGAUGGCGGUGAUUAUGAUUUAAGUGGAGAGUUGGCUUUAAGGACUAGAUCUAGCUUGUCUAUUGAGCAGAACCAGUUCUUUCAUGAAGCAGAUGAGAUCGAGAAGGAACUAGCUGUUGAUCCUGUUGUCAAUGAUUCUUCUGGUGAUAGGGUCGAUUUCUUAGAUUUGAAGGAUGGGAAGAGGCUUAAGCAGCGCAAUGCAAGAAGUAAGCGUAGUACAAGGGGUAAGGCCCCGAACAAUCCUGAUCAAGCUGUUGGGUCUUUUUCAGAAGAUCAUGAGGUGCAAAGCAGUGCACCUAUUAGACAUACUUCAUUGGGCAGCAAUGCCGGGGGUUUGAACUUCUACAAUUAUGAGACGAGUACAGAUAAUGUUUAUGGUGAAGGAAUGUCCAGUAGCAGAUCACUAAGAAUUCUUGACAGAGGGUCUGACAGUGCCUCAUUAAAGCACGCCCAAGACCCCUUGACUUUAUCAACUCAAGGGUCUCUGUCUGAGUUCAUCUCUGCUCCCACCAUCGAAGCCAAAAAUCCAUCUGGUUUUCCUUCUUCUGAAGCUUCUGCUUCUGGCAUCUUAAAGGACUUGAGAUUCCGUAGAACUUCUUCCACUGACAUUGAACUCCCUGAGACUUCAUUCAUCGACAUCAUCAAAAGCUCUAAGAAACCUGCAGAAUCCGAAACUCAUCCCGGCAGCUCUCACGAUCUCUUGGAAUCCGGACAAGGUGUGAAGACUGCGAAGAAGAAAGGCAAGAAGGGAAGGCAGAUAGAUCCUUCCCUCCUUGGAUUCAAAGUCCACAGUAACCGCAUCAUGAUGGGCGAGAUUCAACGCCCCGAUGACUGAUUCCCUUUCUUUCCAUAUCUUCUCACAUUUAAUCUAUUGUGUAUACACUUCUCAAUUCUUUCUCUUUAUGUUUUCCCAACUGCUCCGGCUGUAAAGAUUGGAGGGUUCAGUUUUGUUAAUUAGAAGAGCCCUUUCCAUGAGUUCAAUAAAUGAGCUUUGAUACGAGUAAAGUUUCUGUACAGGAUGGUUUGGUUGCAUCAAUCAGUUUGGAGAAAAAGCUUAGACGGACUUUA